Messenger RNA from Colletotrichum chrysophilum, 930 nucleotides. RefSeq lists its product as uncharacterized. Lineage: Eukaryota; Fungi; Ascomycota; Sordariomycetes; Glomerellales; Glomerellaceae. The transcript has 3 exons. Bases 1 to 930 code for a protein of 309 amino acids. The record is from RefSeq and is a predicted model, not a curated record.
AUGGCCAUGUUCGACUACACAGACUUUGACCAGGUCUUUGGAUCUCAGGCUUUUCCCUACGACCGCAAGUCGAUCCAGGAAAUCGACACGUUCAGGAAAAGCCUCGAUGGCGCUCUCUUCAUUGACAGGGUGCUGAAGGCCCUUGGCCUCACGAAGGCCAAGACGUAUCCUCCCAAGACCGAUAAUGCUCUGCGCACCCUCCACCAGCACCUUUGCGAGGCCAACAUUUCGACCCACCACCGUCUCUCCAUCUUCUACUACAUCCUCCUCGACUUCGACACUAGCCAGACGAGAGCGCAAGCUUCAUCGAGAUUCGCAGUCGCUUCGGGCGUCCCCAAGAACUAUCAGAUCUUUAUGAAGGGCCUGUGGCUGCUGGAUCAUCAGCAAUUCGAGAAAGCACUCGAGUACAUCGCCCAUCCGUCGCUCACGACCGACUUCGCCGACGAGAUCAUGACUGCGCUUGUGCGACACGCUCCCGAAGGCGACUACACUCUGCCCCUCUCCUACUUCCACACCGUGCAGCCCAUCCUGAAGACGUCGGAAGCGCUCGAGCUGCUGUUUAACGCGAUGGCGAGAACCAGUGUUACCGAGGCAUUCUACUAUUCAAGGACGCACUCCGAGUCCGUCCGGGGUCAGCUCUUCCGCCAAUUGGUGUCCUCAGUCCUCAGUUCCCCUCUCAGCGAAGAGACUGCUGCUAGAGCGACCGAGCUGAUUGGUCUUCCUUUCGAUGCCAUGGAGGAGGAAUGGUUCGAGGAGUUCCUCACCCAAGAGGACGGCAAGAAGCUCAAGAGAGCCAAGGACACGCUUAUCAUGCGCAAGAUCGUCACUGGCCGCUUGAGUGAAGCUGUCCAGGACAAGAGCCUGGGCAGCGGCUGGGGAAUGGUGCAAGAGGGCGUCAAGAGCGGACUGGGCGGCCGCGCAGCAGAAUAA